This is a messenger RNA of Pongo pygmaeus (Bornean orangutan), 1676 nucleotides long. RefSeq names its product mitochondrial ribosomal protein L52 (gene MRPL52). NCBI's taxonomy places the organism in Eukaryota, Metazoa, Chordata, Mammalia, Primates, Hominidae. The transcript has 6 exons. The coding region runs from base 500 to 958 and encodes 152 amino acids. The record is from RefSeq and is a predicted model, not a curated record. Gene Ontology annotation, biological process: mitochondrial translation. Gene Ontology annotation, molecular function: structural constituent of ribosome. Gene Ontology annotation, cellular component: mitochondrial large ribosomal subunit.
ACUGCAGCCUUGACCUCCCCAGGCUCAGGUGAUCCUCCCACCUCAGCCUCCCACAUAGCUGGGACUUCAGGCACAUGCCACCAUACGGGGCUAAUUUUUUGUUUUGCUUUUUGUUUUUUGUUUUUCCGAGAUUGAGUUUCACUCUUGUUGUCCAGGCUGGAGUGCACUAGCGCGAUCUCGGCUCACUGCAACCUCUGCCUCCCGCGUUCAAUCUAGGAAAACUGUGUUACAGUGAUGCGAGGAUCUGUAGAAUGACGUGGAUGUUACUCCUGAAAUCAAAGUCACUAUUAAUAUCAAUUUCAAUGAACUAGAGACCGCUGUAGGGAGGUUGUGGGAACUGUUCAGAACGGCUUAAUCUGGGAGGACACAGCUUCCAAUGAGAAUGCAUGCGCUGAACGACAAAUCGUUUUCACCUCAAAAACCUGGAUCACGGUUUUGUCUCUCCUUCCGUACGAUGACCCAAGAUGGCGGAGCCCGUGAUUGAAAACCCAGAUUCAAGAUGGCGACUUCCUGCUUCCCCGAUAGCGUCGCGCGUGGCCACCGAGGCCACGCCUACUUCCGGCUACCCCGGCUACUCCUGCUCAGCAUGGCUGCUUUGGCGACUCUUCUCUUCACAGGUGUCCGGAGGCUGCACUGCAGCGCAGCCGCUUGGGCGGGCGGCCAGUGGCGACUACAGCAGGGACUGGCUGCCAACCCCUCCGGCUACGGGCCCCUUACAGAGCUCCCAGACUGGUCAUAUGCGGAUGGCCGCCCUGCUCCCCCAAUGAAAGGCCAGCUUCGAAGAAAAGCUGAAAGGGAGACGUUUGCAAGACGAGUUGUACUGCUGUCACAGGAAAUGGACGCUGGAUUACAAGCAUGGCAGCUCAGGCAGCAGAAGUUGCAGGAAGAACAAAGGAAGCAGGAAAAUGCUCUUAAACCCAAAGGGACUUCACUGAAGAGCCCACUUCCAAGUCAAUAAAAAGCAACUCCUGCCUCCCUUCCUCAGCCUGUCUCUGGAUUUCUUUUCUAUCACCUAGAUGCUUCAUCCAGCCAGAAGAGAGCCUUCACAUUCCCCAUCUGUCUUCAGAGCAAAAGAGCUGGGACAUCAAGAACAAGCUGUUAGAUCACUGCCUGGGAAGCUUGGCUUAGUGCCCUCAUCUCUGGUUCCAUUGCAGUUCAGCUAAGUCUUGCUUUAAAAUUUUUACCUCCUGGCUGGGCGCGGUGGCUCACGCCUGUAAUCCCAGCACUUUGGGAGGCUGAGGCGGGCAGAUCACAAGGUCAGGAGUUCGAGACCAGCCUGGCCAACCCAGCCUGGCCAACAUGGUGAAACCUCGUCCCUACUAAAGAUACAAAAAGCUAGCCGGGUGUGGUGGGGUGCGCUUGUAAUCCCAGCUACUCAGGAGGCUGAGGCAGGAGAAUCGCUUGAACUCGGGAGGCAGAAGUUGCAGUGAGCCAGGGUCGCGCCAUUGCACUCCAACCUGGGCGACAGGGCGAGACUCCGUCUCAAAAAAAAAAAAAAAGUUUUACCUCCUUUGCAGGCCAUAGGAUUAGCCCAACUAUAAGAAACAGCUGUUCUGUGAACAUGAAAAGGGGACAGCAGUUUUCCUGGUUCUAGCCAGGCAGUCAGGCCUUUAACAGCUCAUACACAGUUUAGGCCAUGUACAGCUGGCAUCUAAUAAAUGUUUUCAUGAAAAAGA